AUGUUUUGUAGGUUAAAUAAUUGUGGCUUAACAAACAAAAGCUGUUCAGCUGUGGCUACAGUUCUUGGAUCUGAUACCAAACUGAAAGAGCUGAACCUGAGCAAUAAUAAUCUGCAGGAUUCAGGAGUGAAGCUGCUUUGCACUGAACUUUUGAAUAUAAAGUGUAAAUUGGAGAUACUGAGUCUGCGUAAGUGUGGUCUAACAGAGGAAAGCUGUUCAGCUCUCGCUACAGUCCUGAGAUCAAACCCCAGUCUGAAAGAGCUUGACAUGAGCAACAAUAAUCUGCAGGAUUCAGGAGUGAAGAAACUCCAGAACGGAUUAGAAAAUACGAACUGCACACUGCAGAAACUCAGACUUUCAAACUGCAGUAUCACUGAAGAAGGUUAUAAAGCUCUGGCUUCAGCUCUGAGAUCAAACCUUUCACACCUGAUAGAGCUGGAUCUCACAGGAAAUGAUCCUGGACAAUCAGGAGUGAAGGAGCUCAGUGAUUUACUACAGGAUCCAAACUGUCAGCUGAAGACACUGAGGUUUGUGGGUCCUGCUGCAGAUGAUGUCUGUCAGUAUGUGACUGGAAUUGUGGGUGAAAACCCGUUACUCCUGAGAGAGCUGAAUCUGAGUGAAUGUGAACUAGGAGACACACGAGUGAAUCAGAUCACUGCUCUACUGCAGGAUAAACACUGUAAACUCAACACACUGAUUCUGCGUAAGUGUGGUCUAACAGAGGAAAGCUGUUCAGCUCUCGCUACAGUCCUGAGAUCAAACUCCAGUCUGAAAGAACUUGACAUGAGCAGCAAUAAUCUGCAGGAUUCAGGAGUGAAGAAACUCCAGAACGGAUUAGAAAAUACGAACUGCACACUGGAGAAACUCAGGUUUGACCGACCCAGCCGUGAUGAGCCGGUGCAGGUGUUUCGCCUUUGUCUCCAGGGCAACGCUGAUGAGAGACCGGGACGCUCGUCACACGUUUUCAUGUCAUAA
This is a messenger RNA of Onychostoma macrolepis, 975 nucleotides long. Its product is annotated as ribonuclease inhibitor-like. The transcript is spliced from 6 exons. NCBI's taxonomy places the organism in Eukaryota, Metazoa, Chordata, Actinopteri, Cypriniformes, Cyprinidae. Gene Ontology annotation, molecular function: protein binding. Bases 1 to 975 code for a protein of 324 amino acids. The record is from RefSeq and is a predicted model, not a curated record.